Molecule: messenger RNA, 4811 nt
Organism: Acanthoscelides obtectus
Lineage: Eukaryota; Metazoa; Arthropoda; Insecta; Coleoptera; Chrysomelidae
Source: the annotation of a GenBank genome assembly
AUUAGGCUCAAUUCCGCUAUUUUGAGUUCAAUAUUCUGCACAACUUUGUAACCCUGUAUACAGUAGAAUCUAAAAUGUUCUAUAAACGGCUGAAGUUAUAUAGUGCGAGAUCCAUUUGGCUUAAUGGGCAGGUAUCUGUUUUUUUAUUAAAACUUAAUUUCCAUGAAAGGUAAAUAAUUAUAUAACAGAUUACAGCAGGGUUGCCUGGCAAAACAAACUGAUUCCAGCGGCUGCCAGAUGGGUCGGAUAGAAUUUCUCCAGAACAAGCACAAAAAUCCCUCAAAAGUGCUAUUUUUAAGAAAAUCCCCUAAAUCACACAUGUUUAAUGGAAAGCGGAAGAGAGUAGGCCCAAACGCAUGAAGAGAGACACUUCUUACAAAGCAAAAGCCUUUGAAAAAUUCAAGCAGUUGAAAAGCGGAAAUAGGAACAAAUACGAAGUGGAAGAAUUGGAAAGUGUAUACGAAUUGGUAGAUGAAAAGGAUUAUGUCAAAAAAGUGCUUUCAAGGCAGGAUGAAGAUUGGAUAGUGGAUGAUGAUGGAAGUGGGUAUAUCGAGGAUGGUAGGGAUAUUUUUGAUGAUGAUUUGGAUUCAGAAUCAAUUGCGCAAGCUCAAGCUUCCGGAAGAGAUAAAGGGAAGAAGAGGAAAAAGAAAGCUGUAUCUGAAAAUGCUGGAAAAGGCAACCUAGCACAAAUGCUCUCAAAUAUGCCAGUUAAAAAGAAGGAGGAAAUUAAAAUAGAUGAAGAUGCAAUGUUAACCGAGAUAUUAGAAGAAAUAGAUGAUCAUGAUGGACCACUUAAACCAAAACAGAAUAAAAUAACUGAAGAUGAGUGUUCGAUUAAAUCAAGAAAACAAGCAGCCAUGGAUUACAUGAAAAGCUUCUCAGUUCCUGCUAAGAAACCACCUAGUCUUACAAUUCGUACACCUAAAAAGGAUGUGAAGAAAGAAAAUAUUCCAGAAAAUACUGUAGAAGUAUCAAAAAUCAAAACAGAAAUUGUUUCCCCAAAACCCGUUGCAGUUAAAAAAGAAAACAAUAGUGGUGAAUCUACUCAGGAGAAAAGGCUGUUGAACGGACAUGCUUCUUCUCAAUCAGAGGUGAUAAAAGAAGAAACACCAAGCAUCAUUGAAGAUAGUCAAGUGUCUGCUAAAGAUUCAGAAGAAAUGAAAAUAGAAGAUGAUUUUACGCAAGAAUGUUUCGACGAUGAUUUAGAUAUGUCAGUGAUAGAAGACUUUGAAUCACAGGAGAUGAAUAAUAAAGCUGAAGAGACUGAAGACCCAGUAUUAGGUGAAUGGCAGACAGAAUUCAGCACUGCAUGGGAAAAUGAAGAGACAGUCGAGAUAAAUAGCAGUGUUUUAGAUAAGACUGAUAUUCCCUUAGUGGUGAAUGCUGAUGGUAAAAAGGUUUUGCGUUUUUUCUGGUGGGAUGCUUUUGAAGAUGCAGAAAGGCACAAGGGAGUGAUAUUUCUUUUUGGGAAAACUUAUUGUGAGAAAGUUAAAAACUAUGUUAGCUGCUGUGUAGCCGUGAGAAAUAUAAACAGACAGAUAUUUUUCCUACCUAGAACGCAUGUUUUGGGUGACGAUGGUAAAUCUACGGAUGAACCUGUCACAUUCAAGAAGCUAUAUGAAGAAGUGAAUGAUACCAUAAUGAAACCAUUGAAGAUAAAUAGUUUCAGAGCGAGAUAUGUUCAUAAGAAAUACGCUUUUGAUCCCGAAGUGCCGGCUGACUCUGAUUAUAUGGAAGUUAGAUACCCUCCUACAGACCCAAAGAUAGAUAUCAACUCAUUGAGGCGUCCUCCGCGCACGUUUUGGCGCAUAUUUGGAGGGGAUUCCCCAUUUCUGGAAUUGUUGCUACUGGAACGUCGCAUUCGAGGUCCUUGUUGGCUAGAUAUUAGCGAUCCUGUACCAGUAAAUGCACCAGUUUCUUGGUGCGCACUCGAGGUAAACUGCUCCCGGCCUGGUGAACUAACGGUGUUCUCUGGCGAUGGCGGUAAACAACCGCCUCCACCGCCUCCGUUAGUUGUGUUGACGCUCCAUAUGCGCACGGCCGUCAACCCCAAAACGCACGCCAACGAGAUACUGAUGGUCAGUUGUCUUGCACACGAUCGGUACGCUCUUGACGGGAAAAUACCGCAUCCUCCCUUCAAACAACAUUUUUGCGUGUUUACGAACCAGUCUCAGCACCCUUUACCAUUGGAUAUUCACGAGGCGCUUAACAAAUAUCGUGCCACCAAAGUGCAAAAAAUGGGCAGCGAAAAAGCCUUGCUGAACUACCUGGUUGCCCAGCUGAGUAAAAUCGACGCCGAUCUCAUAGUCGGCCAUGAUUUACACGGCCGUCAGGUGGCGCUGUUAGCCGAACGGCUCACUAGAUUGGAUGUGAAGAAUUUCGGAAAACUUGGUAAGUUGAGGAUAACAGAGAAAAAGAGACUGGAUAGAAGAUUGUUUGCUGGCAGAUUAGUAUGCGAUAUUAAGAUCACGGCGAAGGAACUGAUCAAGUCAAAAUCGUACGAUUUGGAAGCACUGUGUCAGGUGGUGUUAAAGAUGAAAGAGAACCAAUUUACGGAGCUAGAACCGGGUGAUAUACCGAAAAUGUUCGGAACAUCGGGCAGCAUCACGAGACUUAUUUCGCUAACAAUGCAAGAGGCGUCUUAUAUUUUGAGGAUUAUGUAUGAAUUGAAUGCUAUACCCUUAGCUUUACAGAUAACAAAUAUUGCUGGCUGUGUGAUGUCCAGAACAUUAUUGGGCGGUAGAUCAGAGCGUAACGAAUUCCUGCUUUUGCACGCGUUUGCUGAGAAAGAUUACAUCGUUCCGGCCAAACAAUACAAAAAGAAUGAUGAUGGAGCUAAGCAAUCUGCAAGAAAGAAACCAACGUAUUCAGGCGGUCUCGUGUUAGAACCCAAGGUUGGCUUUUACGAUAAACUCGUGUUAUUGAUGGACUUUAAUUCUUUGUAUCCAAGCAUAAUACAAGAGUAUAACAUCUGCUUUACCACCCUGCCUGCCUCGAGUGAUAGGGAAGAUGCCCCUGAAAUUGUAUUGCCGUCAAGAGACACGCCACCCGGAGUAUUGCCUACAGAAAUUAGAAAGUUGGUGGAGAGCAGAAGAGAGGUGAAAAAAUUGAUGAACGCACCCGACAUAGCGAGCGAUCAAAGAAUGCAGUACAACAUCCGUCAAAUGGCGCUGAAGUUGACAGCCAACAGUAUGUACGGAUGUUUAGGAUUCUCGAAUUCUCGUUUCUAUGCGCGAUCUUUAGCCGCUCUGGUCACGCACAAAGGUCGAGAAAUUCUAACGCAUACCAAGGAUUUGGUCGAGAAGAUGGGCUACGAGGUCGUGUACGGUGACACCGACAGUAUCAUGAUCAGCACUAAUUUAUUGGAAUAUGAUCAGGUGACGAAGAUCGGUUUAAAGAUAAAACAAGAGGUGAACAAACUGUAUAGGCAAGUCGAACUUGACGUAGACGGCGUUUUUAAAUAUUUGCUGCUUUUGAAAAAGAAGAAAUACGCUGCUGUAACAUUGUCAAAGGGACCGGAUGGGAAAUUGCGCGAAAUUCGUGAAUACAAGGGAUUGGAUAUCGUUAGAAGAGAUUGGUCUCCGGUGGCUAGUGAAAGUGGUAAGUUCGUUCUCGAACAUAUUUUGAGUGACCAGUCUUCAGAUGAGCGCGCUGCAGCUGUCCAGCAGUACCUGUGCAAACUCCGAUCAGAUUUGGAGGAAGGUCGAGUACCUUUACCACUUUUGGUGAUCACCAAACAAUUAACGAAAGACGUCAAAGCAUAUGCUGAUGCCCAGCAACAGCCACAUGUGCGAGUAGCGUUGCGAAUGGAAGGAAGAUUCAGAGCUGGCGAUACUGUACCGUACGUAGUUUGCACAGAUGGAACGACUAAUCCCCCUACGCAACGAACGUACCACAUCGAGGAGUUGAAAAAGCGACCGGAUGAUCUCAAGAUCGAUGCUCACUACUAUUUGGCGCAACAGGUGCAGCCGGUGAUAUCCCGUAUCUGCGAACCGGUAGAGGGCAUAGACGCCUUCCUUAUCGCUGAAUGCCUGGGCGUUGAAGCACCGAAAGCGCGUGGCCCCGCCUCAUCGAAUCGUGACGUAGGAGAGAACACGAUCCGACCGGAAGUGCGGUACCGCAACGCAGGCCGUUUCCGGUUCCAGUGCUUGGGGUGCAAGGUCGACUUGGAGGCGGAUGACGCGGGUGCGUGGUUGGGAAGGGCUUGUAGCAGCGAUGGUUGUCGUUACAGGCCGGUGGAUUAUCUCGCGCACGUGCAGAAUCAGCUCACGUUGUCGAUUCGGGGGUAUAUUGAGAGAUACUACGAUUGCGAGUUGACGUGUGAAGAUCCAGCAUGUUUAAACGUGUCGACUAGACGAUUGCCUUUACGUUUUGUACGUAGACACCCGGUGUGUUUUGUUUGCAAACAAGGCGUUUUGUAUCGCACGUACAAUGAGGGGCAGUUGUACACACAAAUUGCUUACUUCAGGUACCUCAUGGAUCCCUCUAGGUUUACGAAAACCGUCCUAGAGUAUGACGUACAGGAAGGUUACUUCACGUUGAUGGAAACUGUCGAAGAGGUUUUGAAUGAUUCUGGCUAUUCCGUGAUAAACUUGAGUGAAUUAUUUGCCGGAUUUGAAGUUGCAAGCAAAAUAUUUGCGCAGAAAAAAUCACAAGCUGUCACAACUAUGGAGACGUACAACGAAUAUUAUGAUGAUGAUGACGACGAUUUGUGAUUUUUUAAUGUAAGCUUAAAUAUGUCAGCUAUUUUAGGCACUACUCAUUUUUUUACUUGUAUAUAUACAGGAUUAUUUAAUAAAAUGUUUAUCUUA